This is a messenger RNA of Fusarium redolens, 984 nucleotides long. RefSeq lists its product as uncharacterized. The record is from RefSeq and is a predicted model, not a curated record. The coding region runs from base 1 to 984 and encodes 327 amino acids. The transcript has a single exon. Lineage: Eukaryota; Fungi; Ascomycota; Sordariomycetes; Hypocreales; Nectriaceae.
AUGUCUCUCUCGACUGCCUAUCCCGUUGACGGACAGGUCAUCGACAUCGGUGGCUCGUCCAUCAACCUGACCUUCAUCGACGACCAGCUUCCCAGGGCUUUCCUCGGUCAGGGUGACUUCCCCAAGGAAGUUGCUUACACUACGGGCAUGGCCCAGUGGAACGCCAUCGCUGAUAAGUCUUAUCAAACCACCGACGAAAUGUCGAUCAUCAAGGCCACAGCCAAGCAGGUUGUCCAACAACUCAAGUCUGGAACCCACAUUCUCGAUCUCGGUGCUGCCAACUCAAAGAAGUUUGAGCCCUACGUUCACGAAUUCAUCGCCCAGGGUAAGGAGUGCGUUUACGUCGCUCUUGAUCUGUCUCAUGCCUCCCUUGUUGAGCACAUCGCCAAGGCCAAGGCCACUUUCCCCGGUGUCAAGUGUAUUGGACUUUGGGGCUCUUUUCAACAAGGUGACGUCUAUUUUCGGCAGACCCGCCCUACUGCACGCCUCUUCCUUUCCCUUGGAAGCAUUUUCUACAAUGCUCCUGACUCCAUGGCUAAGGAUCGCUGCGUGGAAUUCAAGGAACACAUGACUCCCGUCGAUCGUCUCAUUGUCGGCCAGGAUGGACCUACCGGCGCCGAGAGCAGCCAGACGCACGCUGCCUACAACACUGUCGAAUAUGAUGCAUUCUUUACUACCUACCUCCAGGGUCUUCAGGAUCACGCUGGUAUUGUUGGUGCCAAUCCCAAGACUGCUUGGACUGUUGAGAGCAAGCUCAACAAAGCCAUGCACUACUUCGACGUAACUGCCAACCACGACAUGCAGUGCACCAAGUUAGGUAUCAACGUCGCCUCUGGAACUGUGUUCCAGAUGUUCAAGUCUUGGAAGCGCUAUGAGGCCGAAAUCCACGAGCUCACCAACGAGGUUGGUCUUGAGAUUGAGACUCUUGGCAAGGCUGAGGGUUCUGGCAUGUGUCAGUACAUCAUCAAGGCUGCUGAGAACUAA